Messenger RNA from Colletotrichum costaricense, 459 nucleotides. RefSeq lists its product as uncharacterized. NCBI's taxonomy places the organism in Eukaryota, Fungi, Ascomycota, Sordariomycetes, Glomerellales, Glomerellaceae. Gene Ontology annotation, molecular function: protein binding. The record is from RefSeq and is a predicted model, not a curated record. The transcript has a single exon. The coding region runs from base 1 to 459 and encodes 152 amino acids.
AUGCUCGAAAUAGCCUCGCACCUCCCCACGGAGUCCGCCAUGUGUCUGGCCCUUACCUGCAAAUCUCUUUACGGUCUCCUGUCCCAGACGACCCUUCCAAAACUAAGGACAAGCGACAAAAGACUCAACAACUUCCUCUUCCUCAUUCUCAAGGACAUUAGCAAUCAAGGGCUGUACCUCUGUCAUCACUGCACGCAACUUCGGCAUUGGAUCUGUCCCACGGGGACGGGUUGCUCAAAUUGCCCCUCCAUCGGCAAAGGGCAAUUACUUUGGAACACGUCGCAUGGGAGAUUAAACGAAAAGAUUCAUUCGUGUAUCGGCGCAUCAGCAUAUUUCACAUACACCGUCAACGGUUCAGAAGACAGGAACGACAACUCGAGAGUGGUCAUGCACCGGGAUCGAGGAGGAUGGCGAUUAUGCUGUAGCAAGAAAUUAGAUGAUGUUUUUACGAUUGACUGA